This is a messenger RNA of Alosa sapidissima (American shad), 2068 nucleotides long. RefSeq names its product B-cell receptor CD22-like. NCBI's taxonomy places the organism in Eukaryota, Metazoa, Chordata, Actinopteri, Clupeiformes, Clupeidae. Bases 112 to 1206 code for a protein of 364 amino acids. The record is from RefSeq and is a predicted model, not a curated record. The transcript has 9 exons.
GUAGCCAUGCAGGCAGGAGAGGAAGGGGCUGCAACUGCCAUGCCGCAUUCUCAGUUCUUCUAAAGUUUCACUGAAGUCACGGACAAAGAGAUAUCAACUGGGGUUUUCACUAUGCACAAGAAAAUGCACAGAAUCAGAUGCAUCAUUCUGCUGUUAUACACACUGGGUAUUCAUGCCCAACCACCCCUCACUGUGACCUACUCUCCUCAGAACAUCUGUGCUCUCACAGGCUCCUCAGUGCUCCUUACCUGCAGUUACACACUUCCACAAAACUACUAUUUUGGAGCAGGAUAUUGGUACAAAACUGAUGGUCAGAAACAUGUGACGCUUGUGAAAGCAUCUGAAACUCGUGUUAAAUAUGACUACAACUCCCCUGAAUGUAGUGUGAUGAUAAACAAUCUGAUUCCUAGCGACUCUGGUGUAUAUGAGUACAGAAUUAUGGCACCAUCUUUCACAUACCUACAAGGCAAAUAUGGAGUUACUCUCUCUGUUACAGAUCUCCAUGUCUUAUUGACAGCUGGUACAGUUACUGAGGGAGGCAAUGUGACACUGACCUGUGACACCAACUGCAAACAAAAGGCCGACAUCACCUUCAUCUGGUACAAGAACACACAGCCUACCAGACACAGAGCCAUCAACAACACCCUCCACCUAAACCCAGUCAGCAGUGAGGAUGCAGGCAGCUACUCCUGUGCUUUUAGAGGACAUGAACAACAUCGAUCACCUGACACUGCUUUAGAUGUCAGAUAUGCACCACGGAACACCGCUGUGCUUGUGGAUCACCAUGGUGAAAUAGUGUUGGGUGAGUCGGUGAAUCUGACCUGCCGGAGUGAUGCCAAUCCACCGGUACACACCUACACCUGGUACAGGAAGAUGGGAACUCAAAUCUCACUGCUAGGAGGAGGCCAGAGUUACGUUGUCGCUAACAUCAGCUAUGAGACCAGUGGACUCUACUACUGUGUUGCACAGAAUAGUGUUGGUGAACAGCACUCGGCUGCUGUGUCAGUGCCAAUAGCAGGGCAAGGCUGGGCUAAGUAUGUAGCCAUUAGGAUCCUUAUUGUAGUAGCUCUCCUGCUGCUCCCCUACCUUCUCUGUCUGAGGUGUAAAUCUAGCGCUCCCCAAAAAACAGGCAGCACAACGAUUUCACAACAGGAGGCAGACUCAAGCCCAGUGUACAACAACAUAGUGACCUCUGACCCCUUAUGAAGACUGAAUGCAGAUGCAGACGCUUCUAUUGCUAUUUCCCAGUGGUGUAGUCUAGGUUUCUGCAGUGGGUAUACUGGUGAUAUUGAUUAUGCAGCCUGUAGUGUGCAGGGUGAGGGGUGGCAGAGUGCUGCCUUGUUGGACAAGAGUGCAUUUCAUCUUUGAACUGAAUGAUUAAACGGUUUCAUAUUGAGGCAUAUGCUGUACAUUGUAACCUAUACCAAUGAUAUGUAUGAACUGUAAUGCAAACUUAUGAAAAACGGUGACCAACUUCAUACGAAUUAGACCUGAAUUCAUGAUGCAUCCUGUGUGUAGAUUGAAUUCAAGAUGCAUGCCAUUAUAUCUGCCUUUUGUUUGUUUUUAUGUUAUUUUCUUUCCGUUGUAUCCAACACUCUGUUACAUGACUUGGACUUGACUCUGAACUCGGUGGGAGAGGCACCCUUUUUGUGGGCAAUGUCUGUAACAUGUGGAUUUUAAGAAGCCAAUGAUUUGUUAGGGGAUGAGUUUUCCUCCUUUAAAAGGGACAUUCUCCCGUAGUCUGGGGCUUCGACUUUUACUUGGUCUUUACUUCAAUUUCAUUUCUCUGCUUUACAAUCACCCCUUCUAUCCCCCUCCAACAUGUUCCUGACUCUUCUCAUACCUUUCUUUACUCUUUCAUUUCGCCUCACGUCAUCCUCGUCGGGCCACCUACUAAACGCUAUCCACAGAGCAGUCCCAGCGCACCUGCUCAAGAGCAGCCAUCCCAAACCACUGGGUCCGGGAGAAGAUAGCGAGGCCAAGGAGCCUCACAAGAUCGGGCAGCGUGACUAAUUAUUUUCUAUCCCUUCUUUUCCUUUACCUCUUUCUCCAAUGCUGUGUUUUUAGU